GUCAGCUCCGGCUGGUGAACGGCUCCAGCAAGUGCUCCGGACGGGUGGAGGUUUGGUACCGCAAUGAGUGGGGAACGGUGUGCGAUGACAGCUGGGACAUGAGAGAUGCCUCUGUGGUGUGUAGGCAGCUCGGCUGCGGGGAGGCAGUGUCAGCCCCAAGCAAUGCUUAUUUCGGGAGUGGAUCUGGGAAUAUCUGGCUGGAUGACGUUAACUGCAACGGGGACGAGACGCUCCUCAGGGAGUGCUCGUCGCGGGCUUGGGGAGAGCACAACUGCAGGCACAGCGAGGACGCCGGCGUUGUGUGCUCAGGUUGGCCCAAGGACUGCAGCGAGAUCCCCGCUGGCAGCCCCAGCGGCGUCUACGUCAUCCAGCCCACGGGACUGCACCCCAUCGUGGUGUACUGCGAAAUGAACGUGACGGACGGGGGCUGGACGGUCAUCCAGAGGAACCAGCAGAGCACGGAGAUCACCUGGGCCGAGUCCUGGAGCACCUACAAGUACGGCUUUGGGAAUGUGCACACCGAGUACUGGCUGGGCACCGAGUACAUCCAUCAGAUCUCCAACCAGAAGGUCGACCAGGUCAGGUUUGUCAUCUGUGAUGCCGCAAACAACACCAAGUUUGCAGACUACAACAUCUUCAACGUGGAAGAUGAGUCCCAGGGCUACCGGCUGAGGCUGGGAGCGUACUCAGGGACAGCAGAGGAUGCCAUGGCCUCAAAGAGUCCCAGCACCACGCAUGACAACAUGAAGUUCUCCGCGAAAGAUCUGGAUCAGGACACUUCCAGCGGGAACUGUGCCUCCAGCAACGGGGGCGGGUGGUGGUACUCGGGGUGCUAUUCUGUACGGCUGAACGUCAAGGGGGCCAUAACGUGGGGCAGCCUGUGCAACGGGAACUGCAAAGCUUCUGCCAUCCUCAUCAAACCCAUUACCUACUGCUAG
Leptosomus discolor (cuckoo roller) is the source of this 938-nucleotide messenger RNA. The record is from RefSeq and is a predicted model, not a curated record. Lineage: Eukaryota; Metazoa; Chordata; Aves; Leptosomiformes; Leptosomidae.